Molecule: messenger RNA, 1359 nt
Organism: Oncorhynchus keta (chum salmon)
Lineage: Eukaryota; Metazoa; Chordata; Actinopteri; Salmoniformes; Salmonidae
Exons: 6
Coding region: 340-1236 (298 amino acids)
Source: RefSeq, a predicted model, not a curated record
CCUAACCGGCUAGUUCUGAGGGAUGUCUGUGGAGCGCGUCUUGGACCUGGACAAUCAGACAAAUGGACCUCUAGCCAGUCAACAGGCUUCCAGAGACCAACUCAGACCCCAGAACAUCAUCCACCAUCCAGAACACCUCACAUCCAAUUAAGCCCUGUGACAUCAUCAUCAACACACAAAGCUGAACAAAGACUCCCAGCAGCCUCUCCUCCCUGCUUCAAAAAUGGAUGGCGCCCUAAGAGGGCAUCAGACACACUGUGCCGGGACAAGAAUCAAGAGACUGGGUGUGUGUCGCCACUGCUCAAGACGCGCCGUGCAGAGUUCAGUGGAGAUUCCCAAAUGUCUGUGAGAUGCAGCCCAGUGGAGUCGGAGCAGGAUUCUGCAUCAGAACCAUCUCCAGAAAGAGAGGUGGACAGUUCCUCAAAGACGGACGACAGGCUCUCUGUCUCCCCGGGAGACUCAACAUGGAGGAGACAUGACUCUGGGAUGAAUGGAUCUCCUCCACAAAACACAGAGAAGGAGGGGAAGGGAAGUUCAGGAUCACUGCAGAACCAGAUCAAGAGGACUAGUGGUUCAUCAGGGACGGGCCCCAGGGGAAGUGUCCCUGUCCCAGCAGGCCACCGAAGCCAGAGCCCAGAUAGUGACGACUCUCCCGACCGCCCCUUGAUGUCAGGGGCCAGAGGUGCAUCCACAGGGUCCCCGAGACACCCACUCUCCGCUGUGGCUUCAGUGACCCAGGCCACACAGGAGAAGCGGUUUACCUUUAGCAGGCCUCCCCUCUGGGCUAACCUCACAGACAGAGAGAGGAGGCCUCCCCUCUGGGCUAACCUCACAGACAGAGAGAGGAGGCCUCCCCUCCGGGCUAACCUCACAGACAGAGAGAGGAGGCCUCCAACCAAGUGUCUCUCCCUCCAUCUCAGGCUGAGGCAGCCCAAGUCCACUUCCACAGAACCUAUUGUGCUUUCCAGUGAGGAUGAGGAGGACAUGGAUGAUGAAGAAGAGUGCCCCAAGCUGAAGACCCCACAACAGAGCCCCAGGCAAGGCCAACCCACCCCAGAAGAACAUGUACCCAAACAGGCUGGAGAGAAGGUCACAGGGUCACAGAGCAUAUCGGAGCACCAACCUGGCAGCACACAGCCACUGCCUCCUAUCAUGGAACUGUCCUUCUCUACACUGCACGCUGGGGUGGUCCGAGCGCAGGCCAAUGGAAACCUGGUGGUAAGACCCUUUGGCUAGUGGUGUGUGUGUGUAGGUCACUCUAUCUUUGUGUACACAUAGGCGCGUGCUUGUGCUCCACAUUCAAAAUUAGCUGAGCAUAAUACCUGUGCGUUCCAAAUUUGUGUCUCAGUUGAAGCCUUU